Gadus macrocephalus (Pacific cod) is the source of this 2594-nucleotide messenger RNA. It is a transcript of the gene dexi, whose product is annotated as Dexi homolog (mouse). NCBI's taxonomy places the organism in Eukaryota, Metazoa, Chordata, Actinopteri, Gadiformes, Gadidae. The record is from RefSeq and is a predicted model, not a curated record. Bases 703 to 975 code for a protein of 90 amino acids. The transcript is spliced from 2 exons.
UUUAAAGGAAGCACAUUUCCAUCUCUCCUUGACCCGAUGACGUUUUCCACAAAGGUUAAGUAAAGGAUAGGAGAUUUGACUAUUCGUAGAGGAAUAGGGACACAGCUAAGGACUCUCACCGCGUCCGCCAUCUUGUCGUCACGUGACAGCACUUGGACGUUGGACGUCCAUGUCCUACAGCCUGCAACGAGACCUUACUCGUGGGGGGGGGGCAAUGUUUUGAUGCACUUCGCAAAAAUACAGGCCGUCCUGAACGUCGUUCGGUUGUUCACACAUCGUCUAAAAUAAUCGCACAGGUGCGAGUAUAUGUGGGGUCUGACUCAGAAUACUUUGACGAAUUAUCCGUACUUCUUCCUAACGUUUCUCGGCAUUGUGUUUAGACCCAGCAACCUGGAAAGCUGCGAAUUCUGCAACCCCAAGACACGAAAUCAACACCAAGACCGCAGCGAACUGGUACCAUAACCGUUGAAUAUUAUUAGCGAUGAUAGUCGGGUAUUUCCUGCUACAACACUUCUUAACCUGUUCGUGUGGACGUGGUACGUAACGUUAGAGAUACAAGCAGUGCAUUUUGGAUCAGGCCCAUUAGGCAAAACUUCUUAGGAGACGGGAGGCUGGGUUUAUUCUAGACCGAAAUGGAUACCUAAACCCUGUCGAUUCUGCACGAAAACGCAUGCAUCCAGGUCGUGGAUUUCUAUAUUUUCUAUGACCCAACAAAUCUACGCUCGUCUGGAUGCGGUGGAAUCGCUGUUCGAGGAACUUCCAUAUAUGUUUUAUCUGGGCCUGUUUUUUGUGAACGUCCUGAUCCUCUACUAUGCCUUCCUGAUGGAGUACAUCGUGCUGAACGUCGGCAUAGUUUUUCUGCCCGAGGACAUGGACCAGGCGCUGGUGGAUCUAGGGGUGCUAUCCGAUCCCGCCUCUGUGCCCUACGACACGGACACGGAGCUGGACGUGUUCGAUCAUGGUUACCUGGAGUGAAUUGGGGAGGGCUGAUUAUGGGACGGAACACGCCAGAAUCAGAGACGGGAACAAUGUGAUUGAAAAGGUUGUCUCCCCUGGAUGCAUGGGUUGGGUGAAGAAUCACCCACCAGAUGACGGACACUGAGUUAAGACUGAGGACUUUGCUGUGUGCUGGCGACCAGCAGUGACCGACCGAAACCACUGCGUAUGACCCAACUGCUUACUGACCAGGGAGAUUAUAUAGACUCAACGUGGAGAAGCCCUAGUUUUGUAAACUAAAGCAAAUGCGGGGGAUUAGCAAAGUUCUAUAUUCAAUAUGUUACAGUGUGGCCCAACACAGCAGGCUCCCUCUCUGACCUGUGACCUGUGAGCUGCAGUGGCCAGUUUGGACCUUAUUUGAUAGCACGGUACACGCAUCAGAUGUUACGGGAUAUGUGAAAGGGAAUGGUUUGAAAUGUGCCAAUGGACACCCAAAACAUAUGUUUUCAUUCAUGUUGUCUUGUGUUGUGCUGUGCUAUAGCUUCUGAAGGGGGUUUCUGGAAAAUAGAAGUCACAGCAACUGAUUUUACAUCAGUUUCAUAAUAAUUGUUAAGUGCCAGACAGAUUUCAGUGGGGAUUUAAGUGGAAAAUCUGUUUCUUGAAUGUUCAAUCUAUUGUUGGUUUCAUUUAAACAGUGAUUUUUAGACGUAUUCUACACUAAAUCGAUUCAAUGUGGGUUGUGCCUUCCCACAUUGUCCUGUGGUUUUGUGUGGAUAAGACGUCGUUGAAUCACAUUCUUUUGCAUGUUUUUGUUAAUAUAUUACAAGUUUGUUUGUUUCAUCCUAAGUAUCAUAUGCACUUUCGUCCCGUCCCCUUUAUCAAGUCAAGCCAAAUCUCUUUAUUACUGGGCAAUUUGACAGCAAUAUAAUCUGCAUCCAGGCAGUUGGGGAAUAGACAAUGUAACAAUUCAGGUUAAACAUGGCUUGGAACCCAAAGCCUUAAGCAAACGACGAUUUUAUGUGAAAGUCUCAGUCAGUCAACUAUCACCAGAAGUUAUAUUUUAAAUUUUCAAAAUAAUCCUCUGUUCUUGCCAUUUUGCACAUGCAUGUAACAUUUCAUCCAGAUUUUCAUUGUUGUUGGGAAUCAAAGUGGAACCAAGCAAGACCCUGUUGUGCAAGCACUAGCCGGUGGUAAGGAUUUAUUUUCGAGCAAUACUCAAAAGAAAACUCAACUGUGAUCAAGUUUAGCUGCUCAACAGGGAACAUAUAAAGAUGAGGCUGCUACGCGGGCGCCAAUCGGGUAGGGCAGCAGUGGUAUGGCACAUGCAAUUCAAGAGGCCGGAAGUCAAAAUGACUAGCCCACUUUUAGGAAGGACCAUAUCUUAAGAGGAUCUAAAUAUUCUGAUGGUUUGACGUGUUUUCACAGAAACCUGCCUUAUCAUUCAAAUUUAAGUCACACCCACAUGACUUUAUACUUGCUGCCAUAUCCUGCCUUUACCCUUUUGACGACACUUGCCGGUUUGCUAUUGUGAAUCACAUCGACGUCAUGUCACCCUCAGCCCCCUGUACACACUAAUGAUACUUCUCCAGCAUAACCACUCAUUCACCCCCCAUGUCAACAAUGAUGUAUCUGAAUAUCAAUAAAGUUUUAUUUUCAAA